Messenger RNA from Oncorhynchus masou masou (cherry salmon), 705 nucleotides. Its product is annotated as trace amine-associated receptor 13c-like. Gene Ontology annotation, biological process: G protein-coupled receptor signaling pathway. The transcript has 2 exons. NCBI's taxonomy places the organism in Eukaryota, Metazoa, Chordata, Actinopteri, Salmoniformes, Salmonidae. Gene Ontology annotation, molecular function: trace-amine receptor activity. Gene Ontology annotation, cellular component: membrane. Bases 1 to 705 code for a protein of 234 amino acids. The record is from RefSeq and is a predicted model, not a curated record.
AUGGAGGAACAUCAAGAUGCUCAGAACUGUUUUCCAGAACAUAACUCUUCUUGCAGAAAGGUUUUGCUAUCAACAUCGAUUUACAUAACACUGUACAUAUUCUUCUUAUCGAUUGGAGCGCUUACAGUCUUUUUGAACAUAUUGGUGGUCAUCUCUAUUUUUCACUUCAAGCAGCUCCACACUCCAACCAAUCUGCUCAUCCUUUCUCUGGCUGUGGCAGAUCUCCUGGUGGGACUGAUUGUGAUACCAGUAGGGACCGUAGCAGUAAUGGAACCAUGUUGGUUUUUGGGGAAAUAUUUCUGUGUGUUUUAUGUCUACAUCAGUUAUUUCAUUCUAUCCUUAUCUCUCGGCAAUUUGGUAUUGAUAUCUAUUGACCGCUAUGUUGCUGUGUGUGAUCCCUUAUUUUACCACUCUAAAAUAACAAUAACAAGAAUUACAUGUUGUAUAUCCAUUACAUGGUUUUGUUGUAUCAUAUACAAUGCUGCUUUUAUAAAAAUAGCUGUCAAUGUAGAAGUACCUAGAAGGUGUUUCGAAGAAUGUUUUAUUUUUGAAGAAUAUGACUGGAGUAGCAUCAUUGACCUUGUAAUUACAAUGGUUGUCCCGUGCUCUAUUAUUAUAACACUUUAUUUGAAAAUAUUUGUGGUCGCCAGAUCACAGGCCAGAAAGGAGACCAAGGUUCAGAUCCCAGCUGUGACAGAGGCAUGA